Protopolystoma xenopodis is the source of this 255-nucleotide messenger RNA. Lineage: Eukaryota; Metazoa; Platyhelminthes; Monogenea; Polystomatidea; Polystomatidae. The record is from the annotation of a GenBank genome assembly.
ACUCCUGAUCAGGUGCCCUCUCUUGUCAACCUGCUUUCUGAAUCUUAUCAUCCUCAUCUACGGUAUGGAGCAGCAAUGGCAACAGGCAUUGCUUGUGCAGGUACCGCCAUGAAGGAGGCAAUUUCUUUGCUCGAGUCUCUGUUAGAUGGUACAGUUCACUUUGUACGUCAGGGCGCUCUCAUAUCAAUGGCCAUGCUGUUGAUGCAACAAAACGCUAUCACUUGCCCGAAGGCACGUUGGUUUACGUUAACAUAG